Molecule: messenger RNA, 1874 nt
Organism: Manduca sexta (tobacco hornworm)
Lineage: Eukaryota; Metazoa; Arthropoda; Insecta; Lepidoptera; Sphingidae
Product: inducible metalloproteinase inhibitor protein
Exons: 3
Coding region: 79-564 (161 amino acids)
Source: RefSeq, a predicted model, not a curated record
GAGUAAAUAAUGACUCAUAGUAGUUUUUUACUUCCUUUAUGACACAAAAUAAGAUUCCUUAUCGGUCAGUUAGUGAAGAUGCGGUCUCACAUAAUGACGCAAAUUGGGCUUAUUAGUUUAGCGGUCAUUUUAGUCACGAAUUGUUUAGCAGAUUUAGAUUGUGGACAAAAUGAAGUGGCAAAAUCAUGCGCAGAUGGUUGUCAUCUGAAUGUCUGUCCUAAAUCCAGAAAUUUUAACGCAAGCUGCUCGGCAUUAGGACUCUGCAGUUCCAGCUUAUGUGACUGCAGAUUUAACUACAAGCGAGCAGAGAACGGAACAUGUAUUCCUACAAAAGACUGCCCUAAAUUCGACUGCGAUGGUGAAAAUGAAGAGUAUGUGGCGUGUCCACCUUUCUGUCCAAGAGACGACUGUUCACAAGCGACGUCGGAUGGGAGAUGUCCUAACCGUGGCUACAUGCUGUUUGUCGUCGAAUGCCAGCCAGCAUGCCGAUGCAUAAAAGGCUACUGGCGAAACAAUGGAGUAUGCGUGCCUUAUCAAGAAUGUCCUCAGGUUCAUAAAGAAUAAUAUGCACCACGAGAUAAUGUUGCAAUGCCAUAAAGUGUAUUUUUUUGUUCAAUAUCGCCUGACUAAUUUCUUAUGGAUAGGAUCUUUCCUACCUAUGGACCAUCGUAUUACCAUAUAUGCAAUUUUCACAUGGUCCGUGCGCCCUAAACUCAGUUCUGGUUGGGUAAUUCCGGUGCCCCCUGCAGAGUCUACGCUCUGUGACCAGACGCCGUUGCCGCUGACCUUUUUACGCUGGUAUAUUUGAAUUCAACCAAUAUAUUAUCAUAACCUAUUAUAAUAUGUUUCUAGACAUUGUGGUAUUUCAUUGCAACAUAAAAUUUCGACAUAUGGGACAUUACCCCAAAUUACCCACAAUGAACUUUAUUGUUUAAAUAUAAUGUUGUUUUAUAAUAUGUGAAAUUAGACUUAGCUGCAAUGGAUUCAGCUUUUCAGUGUCCUUUAUGGACGUAUACAGUCUUACUUAUAAAAAGUUUGCAAAGCUAUGCUUAAUUCAAAUACAAAUUUACUCGAUCAGUUGUAAGGCAAAACCCGCUAUCUUGCCUUUUAAUAAGGUUUAAACUAGGAACCGGUGAUGUUUUUGACAGCUAUUUAAGCAAUUCCUAACUACCGCUUAACGCUAAAACAUGUUUAUAAGUAAGACUGAUUAUAUACUAUGCCAUAUGGCUAUGAAAAAAGUUAUUGUCAACAAAUAAUAUCUCUCCGCUUUUUAAUUAUUUCUACUGGAUUCAGUCUAAUGCAGGUUGACUACUAAGCUGUUUAGCUCGCAAAGCUGAGAAAAUUUCACACGGUAUAUAGCUUAGCUACAAGGGCCUCACCUAGCAAAUAAAGAAAAAAACAAACCUCAGCUAUGCGAACUAAGCUUAAUUUUGAAGUGUAAAACCCGAUUUGAAGGGUAAUAACAAAGGCAUAAUUAAUAAAAAGAAAUAUAAAAUUUUAAAUACAUAUGAGUAAAUAUUUUUUUCGUAUUAAACGGUACAAGUGCGGCUAUAGCCUGUUACGAAUCCGUAAAUGAAUUAAUAAAAUUUAAUUUAAUGAAAUCACCUUCAGCUGACUAAAUAUGAACCUUCUUCUUCUGUUGACUUCAUUCGCACGAGAAUUUUUCGGAAUUAAAUAUGAAAAAAGUAUCUAGUCUAUUUUUUAGUUAGGACUAAGUCUAUAUCUAAGUCCUAAAUGCCGAAAUAUAUCCAACGAUGAAUAUGUUUUAUAUAUAACAUAAUUAUCAACAACACAUAGCUGUAAAAUUAUUACGACUAGAAAUAAAUAGAUGUAUAUUUGUUUGUUGUUUAAUAUAUUUUGUUAAAAACACUGUU